Labeo rohita (rohu) is the source of this 2965-nucleotide messenger RNA. It is a transcript of the gene grb7, whose product is annotated as growth factor receptor bound protein 7. The record is from RefSeq and is a predicted model, not a curated record. Bases 194 to 1780 code for a protein of 528 amino acids. Gene Ontology annotation, biological process: signal transduction. NCBI's taxonomy places the organism in Eukaryota, Metazoa, Chordata, Actinopteri, Cypriniformes, Cyprinidae. The transcript has 15 exons.
UGCACCUGCAUUCAAAAAGCUCCGCCCACGCGUGAGGUGUUUUCAGACGAAACUCGACUGAUGUAAAGAGGAUGUUACUCAUGCCGGCCGGACUGGAUGAAACACUUCACAAACACUCAAACUGCAGCUUGUGUCAGCAUAUAUCGAUACCAGACAACAACAACAAUAGCGAGUGGACGGUUUACAUGCAGUGAUGGAGGUGAAAGGCUGCAGGUCAGAGGUGGAAGUGUUCAGGAGGCCGACGAUUGAGGCCGUGUCCAGAAGAGAUUCGGUGUCUGUGAAAUGUUCUCCAGCUUCGCAAAGUCUUCAGAUGUCAACGCCUCGAGCGAUCCCUCUGACUAUCAGAAACACUCACAGCAUCACGACUAAAAGGGAGUUUCGAGCUUCAUCCGCACCUUUGAUUCCCAAUCCGUUUCCAGAGCUCUGCAGUCCGACACACUCCCCGGUGCUGACCGGAUCUCUCAACGGGCGUGAUCCUCCCUCCAACAGCAGCACACACGUGCUUCGGGUUUUUGGGGACGCUACGCACAGUCGGUCGGUGUUGGUGACGUCUGGGACGACGGCGCACGACGUUUGUCAUAUGCUAGCGCAAAGUGCACACUGCACGGAUGAGGAAAGCUGGGCUCUCAUUGAACAUCAUUCUGCUUUAGGCCUGGAGCGCUGUCUUGAAGACCAUGAGCUUGUGGUGCAGGUACAGUCAUCCUGGCCUGUAGAGAGCGACACACAACUGUUUUUCCGCAAAAACUACGCCAAAUAUGAGUUCUUUAAAAAACCUGUGUUAUUUUUCCCGGAGCACAUGAUCUCUGACAGCGCUGAUGAUACUAAAGGCAUGACGUCAUCUGAGCUGGUGCAGAAUACGGUGAAGAGUGGCUCCUGUCCAGAGAUUCAAGGCUUUCUUCAUGUGAGAGAGGGCGGGAAAAAGUCCUGGAAGAAACUCUAUUUCCUUUUACGACGCUCUGGACUCUACUGCUCCAGCAAAGGACAAUCAAAGGAACCACGACACCUGCAGUUUGUCGGAGAUCUGGAAGAUCUGAAUGUGUUCACAGUGUUCAAUGGACGAAAACUUUAUGGGGCUCCAGGAGAGCAUGUCUUCUCUAUUAAGGCCUCAAAAGACAGGUUUCGCUGUCAGGAUUUGAAGCUGAUGUGUGCCGACAGCGAGCAGAGUCGUACGUGCUGGAUCACGGCCUUCAGAUUGUUUAAGCAUGGGAAACAGCUCCAGUGUAAUUACCAGCUCUCCCAAUCCAGCGCUAGACUUCACAAACCAUGCUCCAAGUACACAGACCGGGAGGAGUCGAUGGUGGCAAUGGAUUUUUCAGGGAAGAGCGGUGGGCGAGUGAUUCAGAAUCCACAUGAGGCCCAAAAUGCCGAGCAGGAGGAAGGACACAGCUGGCGGAAGAGAGAAGCAUUACGUCACAGUUUGCCCACCAACGGUCACGGCUCACAGCUCUCCGCGGUUCAUCGGGUGCAGCCGUGGUUCCAUGGGGGCGUGUCUAGAAAUGAAGCUCAAAGGCUAUUGGAGGAGCAGGGUCAGGUGGACGGGAUGUUUAUGAUUCGCGACAGCCGGCUGCACACGCAGUGCUUCGUACUAUCCUUAUGUUACAAGCUCAAGACGAAACACUACCUUAUCAUUCCCUUAGAGGAAGGAGAUAAACAAUACUACACGAUGGACGACGGCGUCACGCUGUUUACAGAUCUACUGCAGCUAGUGGAGUUUCACCAGAUCAACCGCGGCAUCUUACCCGUUUGUCUCAAACACCCCUGCACCUGCAUUGCACUCUAAACCUUCACCUUUGACCUUGAACUUUGACCUCUUCCCCAAAACUAGGACCUAAAUGACCCAGUCUCCGGAGCAUGAAAGUUUUCAUUUUAGUGUGGAUAGUCACGACAUCCACAGUUUUCCUGAUCCAAAAAAAGACUAUUUCUGUACAUAGUAAUUGUAUUUAUAUUUGAUAUACCUCUAGCACACGUAUAUAGGUUUUUAAUAUUGGUUAUCCAACCAAAAAUACUUGUUUACAGCUAUUUGCAUUCAUCAUCCUUCUAUCCGGGAAUAUUUCUAAACUGGAAUAUGGGAGUUUCCUGCAAUUCCUUUUUUUUUGACACUAGGUGGCGCACUGAUGCUUUGAAUUUUUUUCUUUCCAGGAAUUCUUAAUUUAUGCAAUAGUCAUGCAAGGAGAUAUUAAAACAUCUUUGAAGUUGCAGAAGGAGAUGAUUUCAAUGUAGCAGAUUUAUUAUUAUUAUUAUUAAUAUAUUAUUAUUUUGCUUAACACUGUGUUUAAUUUAUGGGUGAUUGAGGCUAGUUUAUGCUUGCUUGAUGCUAUAUAUGUAUAUUUUUUAUUCUAUUUUAUUGUUGAUUAGUACUUGUUCUGGUUAACAGUUGUACUUGUUUGUAUGUGUGUAGUUGAAUUCUGACCAAAACCUCAAAUUGAAGUUGUAAAUAAGUAAAUGGAGUGUUGUGUGUGUUGUUUUUCUGCUUUAAACUGUAUUUGGCUCUUAGCAGGAAUAUUUCUGGACUCUGGAGACGGACCCUUAGAUUGUGUGUGUGUGUGUUUUUCUGUAUGCUUCAGUUAACUUGACAUCAGCAGUACAUCAGUUGUCAGGUCUCCACCGUGUUGUUGCCAUGGAGAUUAUUCCUUUAAUAUUCAAGGGAGGUCAUCAGUCCAGCAGGAGUCUAUACUGUAGGCUCUAUAUGCUGUGACUCACUUUGAAUCUGAUUAUUGAAUGAAAUGAUAAUUUAUUGAGAUGUGGGUGAGGUGAUCACCUCGCCAAAGCUGUUGAUAAGUCAUGCAUUAAGCUUAUAUUAUAAGGGUAAAUAGAGUCAGUGAAGGGCGCUUCAUUCAUGCUGAAAAUAUUAAAUAUUAAUAUAUUGUGUGAACAUGAAUUGUAGAGUGUAAUGAGUAAUCUAUAUCAAAAAAGGAAGGAAGAUAUCAAUAUAAUUGGGUUGUGAGCAUGGAUUCCUUUUUAAUAU